Hyalella azteca is the source of this 2171-nucleotide messenger RNA. It is a transcript of the gene CstF64, whose product is annotated as cleavage stimulation factor subunit 2 tau variant. The record is from RefSeq and is a predicted model, not a curated record. Gene Ontology annotation, biological process: mRNA 3'-end processing. Gene Ontology annotation, molecular function: mRNA binding. Lineage: Eukaryota; Metazoa; Arthropoda; Malacostraca; Amphipoda; Hyalellidae. The coding region runs from base 51 to 1490 and encodes 479 amino acids. Gene Ontology annotation, cellular component: mRNA cleavage and polyadenylation specificity factor complex. The transcript has 11 exons.
GCAUAGAUUAGAAUAUUUGUGUCACAGGAGACAAGUAGCUUUUUGCAAUCAUGAGCGAGACAAGUGUGGUUGUGGAGAAGAGUCUCCGCUCUGUUUUUGUGGGUAACAUUCCAUAUGAAGCAACUGAAGAAAAACUUAAAGACAUCUUCAAUCAAGUUGGUCCCGUGGUAUCAUUCAAGUUGAUGCAUGAUCGUGAAUCAGGUAAACCAAGAGGCUAUGGCUUUUGCGAAUACAAGGAUCAAGAAACGGCUCUUUCUGCCAUGCGGAACCUCAAUGGAUUUGAAAUUGGGGGUCGGCCACUGAGAGUGGAUAAUGCUUGCACAGAAAAAAGCCGAAUGGAAAUGCAGAGCUUGAUGAUGGGACCUGUUGUUGAGAGCCCCUACGGCCCAGACGUGGAGCCCAGCCAGGCCCCCGAGGCCAUCAGUAAUGCAGUGGCAUCGUUACCUCCUGAGCAAAUGUUUGAGCUGAUGAGGCAAAUGCAGGUCUGUGUCCGCAGCAACAGAUCUGAAGCUCGAACUAUGCUGCUCAACAAUCCUCAGUUGGCAUAUGCCCUCCUUCAAGCCCAGGUGGUGAUGCGCAUAAUUGACCCAAAAACAGCCGUGCAACUCCUACAUGGAGAAGUUGGCUCAACGACAGUCAACCCAAAAAAAGAGCCAGGUCAUUCUAAUGGUGUGGGCAAAGGUUCUUCUGCCUCCAGCAAUGGUCUGCCCCCAUCAGGCUCUGGGUCAUCACGCUACGGAGGACCUAACAUGCAUCCCAGCGGCCCCUCCAUGCAGGGGGCUCCAGGAGGGCCUUCCCACAUACCUGGCCUUCAAGGACCUCCUCCAGCAGCUGCUCCACACCUCAGCGGCCCCCCUCACAUGCCACCAGGUCCUCCGCAUCAUCUUGGACCUCAAGGAAUGCAAGGACCUCCUGGGGGUGGACCUCCUCCUUACGGCGGGGGAGGUGGUGGUGAUUUUGACCUCCGUGGUCCCCCGCCUCGGGGGUCUGACCAGGACAUGAGGAUGGCUGGGCCCCCACGUGGCCCUCCCAUGGACUUUCCCCCCCAACACCACGGAGACUUUGAUAGCAGGUUCGGACGCGAUGGCCGAGGCGGUGACAUGGACCAGCGGGAGCCUCGCUACCGAGACCAGCCGCCCUUCCCACGCGACGGCCGCGACGCGAGGAUGGACCAGCGUGACCCGCGAGGGCGCGACGAGCCACGUGGGAGCGGUGACCGAGACUUCAGGGCGCCUCUUGACUCCGCCAGAGAUCCCCGCAGCAGAGGAGGUCCGCCUCCAGCAGACGACUUCCCCAGAGCAGGGCCGCCUUCAGGAGGCUCGGGCUUGCCAGCGAGCCUCACGUCUGGGCUUGCAGGGCACGACCAAGAGAAGGCGAGCUUGAUCAUGCAGGUGCUGCAGCUGUCAGACGAGCAGAUCAGAAUGCUGCCGCCUGAGCAGCAAUCCUCCAUCCUGCAGCUCAAGGAGCAGAUCCAGCAGUCCCAGCACUGAACAUUUUUCCCUUCAAUUAUACUAGUUUUCUGAAUAAAAAUACUUUAAUUUAGGAACUUGUAGCAAAUAUCUUGAGUGAGCAAUGCAAUUAAUACAAAUAUCGUGUAUUUAAAAAAGUCCGUGAUGAUCGGGAAAAAUUGAAAUAAUUUCCAAUCUGGAGGUUAUUAAUAAAUGUUUGUGAGUAAUUUCGAAUGAUGUAUUAAAUAUGCAGAGUUUUGUACCGCACGAAAAUCUCGGUAAUGUCACAAAAGAUACGGAUAUUCGUUGGAAAAUUUUUUUAAUGAUUCCAGAUGCUCUCGGGGAAGUUGAACUUUUCCCGUUUCAAUGGCACGCGUUUCCCUCUAAACGGCAUGACUUUCGACUAUACUAACAAUAUGCUGAAUUCACAUAGACGUUCUUUUAUAUAUGUCGCGUUUGAUUUGCGAUUGUAUCUAUAAUAAAUGAUACGGAAACUCCUAUUUAUCAUGUCGAAAAAUGCAACUCUUGCUACUCAAAUUGAAUUUCUUUCGUGUGUAUUUCUUCAUGAACGAAAGAUGAAUAAUUUUUUUAGGACUUGGCCUGAACGAAGUUGGAUCUUCACAAAAAGUUAAUCCUCAAGACCUCUGCUUAUCGCUUGCUAAGGCGAGGUAAAGCCUCUCCAGGAAAUGUCUUAACAAAAAUAAAAAUGAGAUUAGUUCGUAA